AUGAUGCUGGACUCCGUUAGCCAUAAUACCUUCCUGCCAAACACAGUGAUGUGUGAAUCCUUGACAUCUUGGUCAGAAGUAUUUGGAAGAGUGGAUGAACAGUACUCACUAUCUGAUCAUCAAACAGCUUGUGAUUCUUCCUGGAUAUCCAUGCAUCCAGAAUACUGGACGAGACACAACGUCUGUGAGUGGCUACAGUUUUGCUGUGAUCAAUACAAACUGGAUGCUAACUGCAUUUCCUUUUCCCACUUCAACAUAAAUGGUCACCAGCUAUGUUGUAUGACCCAAGAAGAAUUUUUAAAUGCUGCAGGAAUUUGUGGGGAAUACCUCUACUUCAUUCUCCAAAACAUCAAGACUUGUGGUAUAUCCUUCUUUCAGGACAAUGAAGAUACAAAGUCAUCUGAAAAAGACUAUAAUGAUAAGGCAUGUUUGAGAACAGGUGGCAUCAAGAGUCAAGAGUUUCAAGGUCACAGUAGAACAAGUUUGCAGAGCUCUCACUUAUGGGAAUUUGUACGAGAUCUUCUUCUGUCCCCUGAGAACUCUGGUAUCCUUGAAUGGGAAGACAGAGACCAAGGCAUCUUUCGUGUUAUCAAAUCUGAUGCUCUGGCAAAGAUGUGGGGACAAAGGAAAAAAAAUGACAGAAUGACCUAUGAAAAGCUAAGCAGAGCACUCCGGUAUUACUAUAAAACUGGAAUUUUGGAACGAGUUGACAAGAGAUUAGUGUACAAGUUUGGAAAAAAUGCACAUGGAUGGCAAGAAAGCAACUCAUGA
Messenger RNA from Candoia aspera, 771 nucleotides. It is a transcript of the gene ELF5, whose product is annotated as E74 like ETS transcription factor 5. Gene Ontology annotation, cellular component: nucleus. Gene Ontology annotation, molecular function: sequence-specific DNA binding; DNA-binding transcription factor activity, RNA polymerase II-specific. Bases 1 to 771 code for a protein of 256 amino acids. NCBI's taxonomy places the organism in Eukaryota, Metazoa, Chordata, Lepidosauria, Squamata, Candoiidae. Gene Ontology annotation, biological process: regulation of transcription by RNA polymerase II; cell differentiation. The transcript is spliced from 6 exons. The record is from RefSeq and is a predicted model, not a curated record.